Molecule: messenger RNA, 894 nt
Organism: Scomber japonicus (chub mackerel)
Lineage: Eukaryota; Metazoa; Chordata; Actinopteri; Scombriformes; Scombridae
Gene: barx2
Product: BARX homeobox 2
Exons: 4
Coding region: 1-894 (297 amino acids)
Biological process (GO): regulation of transcription by RNA polymerase II
Cellular component (GO): nucleus
Molecular function (GO): DNA-binding transcription factor activity, RNA polymerase II-specific; RNA polymerase II transcription regulatory region sequence-specific DNA binding
Source: RefSeq, a predicted model, not a curated record
AUGCACUGCCAAGCCGAGUUGAGGCUCUCCUCCCCCGGGCAGCUGAAAGCUGCCAGGCGGCGCUACAAGACUUUCAUGAUUGACGAGAUUCUCUCCAAGGAGACUUGUGAUUAUUUUGAGAAGCUUUCUCUCUACUCCGUGUGCCCAUCUCUCAUUGUUCGACCAAAGCCUCUCCAUUCUUGUUCUGGCUCCUCGUCACUACGUGCCUACCCGCUCCUCUCAGUGAUCACGCGGCAGCCUCCCAACCUACCCCCCCACCACCCCCAGCCGUCCUCUCCGGGUGGGGUCCCCUCACACCUGCCCCUGCUGUCCCCACAGCAUCUCAGAGGCUCCGAACCCUCGCCCAGUCAGACACCCCUCAGCAUCAGCAGUGAGUCAGACACAGAGCGGAGCACUCCCCGCCUGAAGAAGCCACGCCGCAGCCGCACCAUCUUCACUGAGCUGCAGCUGAUGGGCCUGGAGAAGAAGUUUCAGAAGCAGAAGUACUUGUCCACACCUGAUAGGUUAGACCUGGCCCAGUCACUUGGUCUCACACAGCUACAGGUGAAGACAUGGUACCAAAACAGGCGCAUGAAAUGGAAGAAAAUGGUGCUCAAAGGAGGUCAUGAGGCACCCACUAAGCCCAAGGGAAGACCCAAGAAGAACUCCAUUCCCACUACAGAGGAAAUAGAGGCUGAGGAGCAAAGAAUGAAAAUGGAGGAGGAAGAAAGGAUGAGGAGGGCAGCCCAGGAAGCAGCGCUGACUCACGGAGGAGAAGCAUCUCAGAUGGAACCUCAAGAUCUCAGUUCAGUCUCAACCGUAGCUUCAGAAACACACAUUCCACCCAGAGCGGUGGAGGUUUCUGAGCAAGAGCUGCCACUCGUAGUGCAGCCAGAGACUCACUCAGCCAGCUAA